CCUCCCUCCUCUUUCACAUUCUCUGUUUCUCUGUGCGCAAGUGAAGGCCGCAAAGUCACCCCUCUGCGCUCUCCUCAUCUCUGUUCUUUGCUAGGUCUCCGUCUAUCCAUUUAGUUCUCUCUCUCUCUCUCUCUAAAUAUAUAUUAGCAGGAUCAAUCAUAAACUUGUGUGACUUUUGGUGAAGUCCUCAAAUACAAGGAGCCAUUGGAAUUUGAUCUUCAACGUUUUUAUGGUUAAAAAUGGAUGAUGAUGAUGAGUUUUCUGUGCCAGAAGAUAUCCUUUGGCCACUGUUUACUGCUUCAAGCUCAUCAACCAUUGAAAAAGCCCUAACACAUCUCAUACCAGUUGCCAGAGGUGCUGGUGGACGCGCAGACCUUGCUUCCAAGAAUAUCCUAACUACAGUCCUUCAGCUCUGCCGAACUCUCUCUUGCCCUUCUAAUCGUCACCUUCUUCUUUUGUCUCUAAAACUCCUCAGGAACUUAUGUGCCGGAGAAAUAAGUAAUCAGAACUCAUUUAUUCAACAAAAUGGAGUUCAGAUUGUUUCAGGUAUUUUCAAUUCUGUUGGCCUUGUUUCUGAGUCAGAUUAUGAGAUCGUUAAAACGGGUCUGCAAGUUCUGGGAAAUGUCUCUUUGGCUGGAGAAGAACAUCAGCAUACUGUUUGGCAUCAAUUCUUUCCACUUGAGUUUUCCAAGAUCGCAAGAGUGCGGAGCAGGGAGACCUGUGAUCCUUUGUGUAUGGUUAUUUAUACAUGUAGUGAAGGAAGUCAUGUAUUAUCUGCAGAGUUAGAUACUGAUCAAGGGUUGCAUAUUGUGGCAGAGAUUACAGAGUCUGCCUCAGCAGUUGGUUUCCGAGGAGAUUGGUUAAAAUUGCUUCUUUCAAGAAUUUGCCUUGAGAAAUAUCACUUCUCACAACUCUUCUCUAAACUAUGUCCGAUCGGUAAUUCUGGAACUAGUGAUGAUAUCAUGUCCGGAGUUGAUCAUUUUGUACCUGAACUAGCAUUUUUGUUGAGUAUCCUAUCAGAGAUAUUGAAUGAGCAAAUCAGAGAUAUAACUGUUUCCAAUGCAUUUGGUCUGCAUCUUCUUGGAAUAUUUAGAAGUGCCUUUGGGGCUGUUGAUUUUUCCUCAAGAGGGAAGUCAGGUCUUCCAACAGGGUCUGCUGCUAUUGAUGCUCUUGGAUACUCCCUCAUCAUUUUAAGAGAUAUCUGUGCAAGCGAUGGUCUACGAGGUUCCAAGGGGGAGGGUACUGUAGAUGUUAAUGUGCUGCUAUCCUCUGGACUCCUGGAGCUUCUUUUAAGCUGCCUCCGGGAACUUGAGCCUCCAGCAAUUAUUAGGAAAACAAUAAAACAAAGUGAUAACCAAGAGGGAUCAACUCAUUUCUCGUCAGAGGAGAACCACAAAGGAACAACAUAUUUGCCCAAGUUUUGUCCAUACAAAGGAUUUCGGCGGGACCUUGUUGCAGUCGUUGGCAAUUGUGUUUACCAAAGGAAGCAUGUUCAAGAUGAAAUUAGACAGAAGAAGGCAAUUCUUCUGUUAUUACAACAGUGUGUCACCGAUGAAGAUAAUCCGUUUUUAAGGGAGUGGGGCAUCUGGUCAGUCCGGAAUCUUCUGGAAGGCAAUGUAGAAAACCAACGAGUAGUAAGUGACUUGGAGCUUCAAGGAUCUGUCGAUGUGCCUGAAAUUGUUGGACUUGGUCUUCGAGUUGAGGUGGAUCAAAAAACUGGCCGUGCAAAGCUUGUAAAUGCCUGAUGGAGAUGAGUAAUUGAAUUUUGCAAAUAGUGUUUACUCCUUUUUGUUGCUUUCACUAUCUUCAGUAUGAUCUCCAUUAAACUAAGACCAGAUGCGAGGGUAUAGGAACCUGGAAACCUUCGGCAGAGGCUGUAAGUUUGAUCUGCCUAGCUGAUUUUUCGCUGUUGGAGACAUAGCCGGUGCCUUAUGAAACUGCAUUGUCGUAAAAUAAGGGGAAGUGUGACAACUGACAAUUAAUUGGUUAUUUGUUUCCAGGGUGGUGACUCUAAUUGAAACUACUUCUCGAAAGCCGUUGUAUAUUAUUUUUCUUGGUGAAACUUUCUUCUGUGAAGCUGUUCUAAAUUAUUUUUAACGUUCUUAUAGUUUUGUGCGCACUGCAAGACCUCAAGCUAUUUCUUUUGUGUUGAA
Molecule: messenger RNA, 2153 nt
Organism: Ilex paraguariensis (yerba mate)
Lineage: Eukaryota; Viridiplantae; Streptophyta; Magnoliopsida; Aquifoliales; Aquifoliaceae
Source: the annotation of a GenBank genome assembly